Molecule: messenger RNA, 2379 nt
Organism: Electrophorus electricus (electric eel)
Lineage: Eukaryota; Metazoa; Chordata; Actinopteri; Gymnotiformes; Gymnotidae
Source: RefSeq, a predicted model, not a curated record
AUGGUACUGGCGGCAAAAUUCGUUUUUGUGUGCACGAUGAUUCAGUUUAAGUUCACCUUUGAAGAACCGUCAGGACGUGUUUCCAAUGAAGCUGCCGAGGGGGUCCGCCUGGCCAUGGACCACAGACACGUCAAAGGUCGAUGGCCAAGGGGGCUCCUCCUCUCUGAAAGGCCAGGGAGCCCGUGGGCUAGUCAUGCUCCAGUCUCAGGGCAGUACCACGAGCACGGCAAGCCGGGACCUGAGCACUUUCCUGAAAUAGUGACCAAUGAGAGUCAUGGGAUAAGCUCUCAGACUGAGCAAGACAUGGAUCAUCUCUACUAUGUGUCCAAAAUCCAUGGGCCUGCAGAUGCUGCAGGCAGGGGCUUGUGGGUAAACAUCGAAGAGAUGGACAAGGGAAAGGAUCACGGUGUUCUUUCCAACAGCCACAGGCAAGCUUUGAGAGUGAACUUAUCCUUUGAGUUUCCCUACUAUGGACAUGUACUUAGAGACAUCACAGUCACUUCUGGUGGAUUCCUCUACACCGGAGAUGUGAUCCACAACAUGCUGACAGCUACUCAGUAUAUCGCUCCACUCAUGGCCAGCUUUGAGUCCAGCAACUAUCCAAACUCAACCGUCAUUUACUGUGACAACGGAACAGCCUUUGUAGUACAGUGGGACCAUGUAUACCUGGAAGAUCAGCCUCAUCUGGGUAGCUUUACUUUUCAGGCUGCGUUGUACAGUGGCGGCAGGAUCACCUUUGCUUACAAGGAGAUCCCUGUCGAUGUCAGCGAGAUCAGUUCGGUGAAUCACCCUGUGAAGGUUGGCCUCUCUGAUGCUUUUGUGAUACUUCAUAAGAUUCAGCAGAUUCCUGACAUCCGAAGGAGGACCGUCUACGAAUACCACCGGGUCGAGCUCUUAAAAUCCAAGAUUACAAACUCCACUGUUGUGGAGCUGCUGCCUCUGCCAACCUGCCUGCAGUUCUCUGGCUGUCACAGCUGUCUCACCACUCACAUCGGCUUCAACUGUAGCUGGUGCAGACACCUGCAAAGAUGUUCCAGCGGCUUCGACCGCUACCGUCAGGACUGGGUUGACAGCGGGUGCCUGGAUGAGAGAAAGAGCCAGGGCUGCAGCGAGACGGAAAACGUAACUCCUGCAGUCAAUAAGACGGCGGGCGCAGCGCUCGGUGCAGCGACGCCUGUGACCACAGCCCAGCCUCCCCAGACCCCAGGCGUCUGGGUCAGCACCAGCAGUGCUGUGUGUUCUCCAGUGACCCCUGCUACCCCCUCCUCCGCUGGACAUGACAUGAAGAUUGCACAUUUGACUGAAGAUGGAUGUAAGUGCGUCACUGAAAUUUGCCCAACUCAAAAAAUACGAGCAGUUCUCGCGACGGAAGGCAGGGGCGUGAGUGCAGUUGGCCUGCUUGGUUUUGUGCUCUGUCUUCUCCCAGCUGCAGAGAAGGGGAGGCCUGCUGAGCCGAGUGCAGAUGUGUGGCAAACGGGCUUGCUGGCGGGCACCCUGCUGACCUUGCUCCUCAUGGUCGCCGCCGUGACGGCCACGCUCUACCUGUACUGCCACCCCACCUCCAGCGCCAGCAUCUUCUUCAUAGAGAGGCGGCCAAGGCAUUGGCCCGUGGUGCUGUUUGGGAGAGGUUCAAACAACCCAGCCUAUGCUGAUGUGGAGGGCAUGUCACCUGACAAAGAAGGAUUUGUUGUAAUGGAGCCUACAGAGAGCUUUGGCCUUGCAGACAGGCGAGAGAGCGCCUUCACUACGGACCAAAGGGACGGCUUCAUCGUGCCCGACCAGAAGGAACGCUUUCUCGUCGUGGAACAUUGCUAACACGCCUUCCCAGCAAGCCCACCUUGUGAGAGACUUGCAGACAGAAACAUACCUCAAACAAUUAUCAUUUCUAUUGUCUUUAUUUAUUCUGAUAACUGUGGACACAAAUCAACUAAACAUUUCUUAAUUGUGAAACUAACAUUUCUGUAUUUUUUUUUGGAUUUCACAAUAUUCUGCUUGCACUACAUAAACAUUUUCUUGACAUGGUGUGAAUAGGCAGAUUUUAAGGAUGCUUUCACCCUGCAGACAUUUUGAGUUCUAGAUUAAUCAACAUGGUUGUCCAACACAGCUAUUAUGUCACAAAUAACAAAUCUUAAAUUGUGACAAAAAAACAAGCAACCAACCAAACAACAACAAAACAAGAAUAAAUAUCAGCAUGGCAGUUACCAGGAAAAUAAUGUUUCACAGUGCAAAAAUUACAUUGACGAUUUUGGAUGUUUUUUAAAAAUAUAUUUUUCUAUUUGUUUUAUAAUCAGUGUUUUAUUUAUAGUCUUAAACUAGAAGAGGCUAUAGAGCUGAGUUAGUAUGUUGCUUAAACAUUAGCACUUUUAGUCAGACCUUUUA